Molecule: messenger RNA, 498 nt
Organism: Mesorhabditis belari
Lineage: Eukaryota; Metazoa; Nematoda; Chromadorea; Rhabditida; Rhabditidae
Source: the annotation of a GenBank genome assembly
AUGCUGGAACACCAUGAAAUUCACGUCAAUGUUCGGGGAUACGAGAAUGAGAUCAUUCGUCGUACGGAGGACCCAAAUUGGACGGACGCGCAAAAGCUCAAGCGCAAAGUACUGCAACGACGGAAAUCAAAUUCGACAAAGAAGGAAGUUUGUGCGCAAAAGGUCGGAGACGUGUUCAACGAGUUGUUGGCUGAGGAGUUUAACAAUGUGCUUGCGUGUGACCCAUUGAGCAUUGCGAAAAUCUCGGCACUCAUCGAAUACUCGAAAAGUAAACGCGACUUUUUCUCGAGGACUCUUUGCAAGUAUGACAAAUAUGGGGAAUUGCCUGGACUGCUCGAGAAAGUGCUCGUCAACAAAUGGUUGUCUCUCUUUUACUGCCUGCCACGCAAUGGCUUCGGCGAGAGGGACACGCUGAACGAGUACGAGCGAGACGCUGGAAGAUGGGACCAGGAAAAUAUUCUGUUUCCCGAAGCUUUCAAGGAACUUCGACAAUUCAGC